GCCACACUGCCCUGACGGUGCACACACCACUGUGGGGAGGAACAGAGGAGUCCAGCUGGCCAUCGCAUGGCAGGGAUCAGAGUCACCAAGGUGGACUGGCAGCGGUCGAGGAAUGGCGCUGCCCACCACACCCAGGAGUACCCCUGCCCUGAGCUGGUGGUUCGCAGGGGCCAGUCGUUCAGCCUUACGCUGGAGCUGAGCAGAGCCCCGGACUGCGAGGAGACCCUCAUCUUCAUGGUGGAGACAGGACCCCGGGCUUCUGAGGCCCUCCACACCAAAGCUGUGUUCCAGACAUCAGAGUUGGAGCUGGGUGAGGGCUGGACAGCAGCAAAGGAGGCUCAGAUGGAGAACACUCUGACUGUCAGUCUUGCCAGCCCUCCCAAUGCUGUCAUUGGCCGCUACCUGCUGAGCAUCAGGCUUUCCUCUCACCGCAAACAUAGCAACCGGAGGCUGGGCGAGUUUGUUCUUCUUUUCAACCCAUGGUGUGCAGAGGACGAUGUGUUUCUGGCUUCAGAGGAGGAGAGACAGGAGUACGUGCUCAACGACAGCGGCAUCAUCUUCCGAGGCGUGGAGAAGCACAUACGAGCCCAGGGCUGGAACUACGGGCAGUUUGAGGAGGACAUCCUGAACAUCUGCCUCUCCAUCCUGGAUCGAAGCCCCGGUCACCAAAACAACCCAGCCACUGACGUGUCCUGCCGCCACGACCCCAUCUACGUCGCCAGGGUCAUCAGCGCCAUGGUGAACAGCAACAAUGACCGAGGUGUGGUGCAAGGACAGUGGCAGGGCAAGUACGGCGGCGGCACCAGCCCGCUGCACUGGCGCGGCAGCGUGGCCAUUCUGCAGAAGUGGCUCAAGGGCAGGUACAAGCCCGUCAAGUACGGCCAGUGCUGGGUCUUCGCGGGAGUCAUGUGCACAGUCCUCAGGUGCUUGGGGAUAGCCACACGGGUGGUGUCCAACUUCAACUCAGCCCACGACACAGACCAGAACCUGAGUGUGGACAAAUACGUGGACUCCUUCGGGCGGACCCUGGAGGACCUGACAGAAGACAGCAUGUGGAAUUUCCAUGUCUGGAAUGAGAGCUGGUUUGCCCGGCAGGACCUAGGCCCCUCUUACAAUGGCUGGCAGGUUCUGGAUGCCACCCCGCAGGAGGAGAGUGAAGGUGUGUUCCGGUGCGGCCCAGCCUCAGUCACUGCCAUCCGUGAGGGCGAUGUGCACCUGGCCCAUGAUGGCCCCUUCGUGUUUGCGGAGGUCAACGCCGACUACAUCACCUGGCUAUGGCAUGAGGAUGAGAGCCGAGAGCGUGUAUACUCGGACACGAAGAAGAUUGGGAGAUGCAUCAGCACCAAGGCGGUGGGCAGCAACUCCCGCGUGGACAUCACUGACCUCUACAAGUAUCCAGAAGGGUCCCGGAAAGAGAGGCAGGUGUAUAGCAAGGCGGUGAAGAGGUUGUUCAGCCUGAAAGCCUCUGGAAGGAGAACCUGGAUCCGCAGGGCUGGGGGGCGCUGUCACUGGCAUGAUGACCUCCUGGAGCCCGCCACCAAGCCCAGUAUCACUGGCAAGUUCAAGCUGCUAGAGCCUCCCAUGCUGGGCCACGACCUGAGACUGGCCCUGUGCUUGGCCAACCUCACCUCCCGGGUCCAGCAGGUGAGGGUCAACCUGAGCGGUGCCACCAUCCUCUACACCCGCAAGCCGGUGGCAGAGAUCCUGCAUGAAUCCCACGCCGUGAGGCUGGGGCGACAAGAAGAGAAGAGAAUCCCAAUUACAAUAUCUUACUCUAAGUAUAAAGAAGACCUGACAGAGGACAAGAAGAUCCUGUUGGCUGCCAUGUGCCUCGUCACCAAAGGAGAGAAGCUUCUGGUGGAGAAGGACAUUACUCUAGAGGACUUCAUCACCAUCAAGGUUCUGGGCCCAGCCAUGGUGGGAGUGGCAGUUACGGUGGAAGUGACAGUAGUCAACCCCCUCUUAGAAAGAGUGAAGGACUGUGCGCUGAUGGUGGAGGGCAGCGGCUUUCUCCAGGAACAGCUCAGAAUCGACGUGCCCACCCUGGAGCCUCAGGAGAAGGCCUCAGUCCGGUUUGACAUCACUCCCUCCAAGAGUGGCCCAAGGCAGUUGCAGGUGGACCUUGUAAGCCCUCACUUCCCGGACAUCAAGGGUUUUGUGAUCAUCCAUGUGGCCACUGCCAAGUGAUGGAUCAUGAGGGACUGAGAGGGGGCAAUUUGGCCCCUGUCCGCCUCCUGCCCAUUCUUUGUCUCUUCCACGUGGGAGCCAGGGGACCUCAGUUAAUCCUGCUUCAACCU
This is a messenger RNA of Rhinopithecus roxellana (golden snub-nosed monkey), 2297 nucleotides long. It is a transcript of the gene TGM6, whose product is annotated as transglutaminase 6. The record is from RefSeq and is a predicted model, not a curated record. Gene Ontology annotation, biological process: peptide cross-linking. Gene Ontology annotation, molecular function: protein-glutamine gamma-glutamyltransferase activity. Bases 67 to 2187 code for a protein of 706 amino acids. Lineage: Eukaryota; Metazoa; Chordata; Mammalia; Primates; Cercopithecidae. The transcript is spliced from 13 exons.